Molecule: messenger RNA, 5571 nt
Organism: Cotesia glomerata
Lineage: Eukaryota; Metazoa; Arthropoda; Insecta; Hymenoptera; Braconidae
Exons: 2
Coding region: 1-5571 (1856 amino acids)
Biological process (GO): DNA repair; telomere maintenance
Molecular function (GO): ATP hydrolysis activity; DNA helicase activity
Source: RefSeq, a predicted model, not a curated record
AUGCUUUCACAAGCAAACGAAUCAUCCGUGACUGACAUUUCAUCUAUCCCGUCAACUUCAAAUUCACGAAUAAGGACUUUUGAACCAUCAUUUCAGUUAGCUACCACCAGUGCUAGUACAAAUCGUCCAGAUAUCUCAACGGUGUCCAGUACUGGUAUUGCUGAUCAUGAUGGUGAUAAUUUACAUGAUUCAUUUUUAUCUACUUCAACACACGACAAUCGCAACUCUAUAACUGUACAAGCUAAGGUGCAUAUAGCUAAUUCUCCUGUGCUGUAUAAUCACAGUACAGCAGAAAACUUUUUAUUAACAGACAUGGAGCAAAACCGACUGCUUCAAGCCCAAGAAACUAAUCAGCAAUCAGCUGAUGCUCCGAAUAUACAUAUUUUAUCCAGUCAAGACAUUGUACGCGAUCAGGAGUGUGAUUUAUUAAAUCAAGACAUAGUUAUGGAUCAGGAAUUACCUCCACCAGACGGACAAGCCAUUCAUUCCAAUUCUCCGGAACAGUUUAUUAAUACUCCCAUUGAUGAACAAAUUGAUGUAGACGUAGAUACUUCUUUGCCGUAUAGUAAUUUUCGACGAUUAAAAAGAGCUCAUCAGGAAUUUAAAAUAAAGUUUCUAGACAAUUCUUUUGGAUAUCCAUGUUCAGUAUGUGAUAGGUUGUGGUUUCAAGAUGAUUUGAAAAGUCCGUCUCCUGAACAUAAGGAAAUUCUAACAAAAAUUAUACCCAAUAUACCAGCGAAAAAUACGAAGCUUUGCAACACAUGCGUGCAAGCGUUAAACAAGAGGAAUAUUCCUUCAAUAUCCACAUUCAAAGGUUUUAAAUAUCCAGACGUACCUCAACAUCUACCACCUUUAGAUCUUGUUUCUGAAAGACUAAUUUCACCUCGUAUUCCUUUCAUGCAGAUCAGAAGAUUGAGGCAUGUUAAUGGUCAGUACGGUAUUUUUGGUCAAAUAAUUAAUGUUCCUGUUUCAGUUAAUAAUAUGAUUAAAUCACUUCCACGAAAUGUUGAUGACGAUUAUUGUAUAAAUGUACAUAUCAAACGUAAGAAAAUUCAUCGAUCUAGCUACUUACAAAGUAUUGUUAAUAAGCGUACUAUUAAAAGUUGGCUACGAUUUUUAAUUCCGUCACCAUUGUAUACUAUGUACGAUAUUAAAGUUAAUGAGUCAUUCUUCGAUGAUAAUCAAAUUCACGAUGAAAUUCAGCAAGAUGAUUUCAGUGAACAUAUUCCUAUAGAAGAAAGUUUUACGGCUCAACAGCAGAUAUUAUUGUGGAAUGAAGAACAAUACUUACGUAUUGCACCGGGUGAAAACAAUGUACCUGAAAGUUUAUUAUUUGAUGAACAUGCAGAGGAACUUUCUUUUCCCGCAAUUUACUUGGGUCAGUUCCGUAAUUUUAGGGAAGGUGUUAAAGUAACCCCUUUCAUGAUAGCUUCUAGUGAACUAAGACGAUCUGAUCGUCGUGCAGUUACACCGUAUCAUUUAUUAUAUAUGGCGAUGAAGAUUAUGAGAAUGCAAGUUCGUGAUUCCCUCACAGUUGCGUUCAAACACGUUGGUAAAGAUACCAAAAUUACUCGGAAACAAAUAGAAGAUGAUCAGUACAUUCAUAAUUGUAUUGAAACCAAUCUUGCGUUUCUAAGAGCAAUUCCAAAUUCAACAUGGUAUUGGAUGGAUCGCAAAAAAGAUCUUUUUGCUAUGAUCAGACAGUUUGGAAAACCGACUAUAUUUCUUACUGUCAGUGCCAAUGAAAUUGGAUGGAACGAUCUGCUCCAAAUGCUCUACAAAUUCAAACACAACGGUGAAACUAUUUCAGAAGAAAUGGCCGAGCUUCUCCAUUAUCUUGAAAAAACAACUCUUGUCAAUGACGAUGCAGUUACUUGUGCUAUAUAUUUUAACAAAUUGGUCAAUGUAUUAAUGAAUCUUUUACAAUCACCAAAAUUCAGUCCGUUUGGGAAAUAUUAUGUUGUUCAUUAUUUUAAACGUAUUGAGUUCCAGCAUCGUGGUAGUCCACAUGCACAUAUAUUAUUGUGGUUAGCUAAUGCUCCCAUGGAUGCACUUGAUAAAAAUAGGUUGGAUUCUAUCGCAUUAAUUGAUUACUUGAUAUCUGUUUCAUCUCGAGAAGCUUCAGGUAACAUUAAAUUACAAAGACAUAAACAUACAUUCACAUGCUUUAAAAAAAUAGUGGCAAAUCAACCUCAGCAUUGCAGAUUUGAAGCACCUUUUAUGCCUUGCCGAUCUACUACAAUUUUAUUACCUAUGCAAAAAGAGGAGCCUGGUUUUAAGAAUUAUGCUAAACGUUACAAAGAUAUCCGGAUUAAUUUGGAAAAUAAUGAUUAUCAUGAUAUUGAUUCUUUUUAUCAGAGUAACAAAAUUAAUUCAGAUGAUGAUUAUCACAAUAUACUGCGAGCUGGAAUUAAGAGGCCCCGAGUUUUUGUCAAGCGUCAACCAUGUGAAAAAUGGCAUAAUCCGUUUAACCCCUUUAUAUUUAAUAUUGUUAAAUCCAAUAUGGAUAUCCAGUUCAUUACCGAAGAAUAUUCAUGUGCUAGUUAUGUCGCAGAAUAUGUCAAUAAAACUAACAGAGGCAUUAGUCAUCUUCAGCGAUUAAUUAUUGAAACUAUGAAUGAACAUCCAGAGUUUGAUGUCGUUGAAAUUACAAGGAAAAUAGCUGUAAAUAUGCUCAAUAGUGUUGAGAUAACAAGCCAAGAGGCGGCUUGGUAUCUCUUGCGAGAACCGAUGUCAAAGUGUUCUACUGUUGUCACCUCUAUUCCCACUAUGUGGCCAUGUGAUCGUCAACGUAUAAGAAAAACACAAAAAGAAUUAGACGCGAUAGGCGUAGGAGAAGAUUCAACUAAUAUUUGGAAAGAAAAUUGGUUUGACAAAUAUGAACGCCGACACGAAGAUUUGGAAAAUAUUACUCUUGCCCAGUUUGUUGCUAAUUACACCAUUAAAGCAGAUGGUACUUACAAAAAAAGAAAAGCGCCACGUGUUAUCCGAUACCGAAACUUUGAUAUGGGACAAGAUCUUAAUGAAUAUAAACGUGAAAUGGUUACGUUACAUAUUCCUUUCCGAAAUGAAGAUGCGGAAAUACUCGCAGAAAUGAAGUUUAUUAAAGUAAUUGAAAUUGCUCGAAAUUUAUGCCGUGAAGAUGGUUUCAAUGAUGAAACUGAAGUACAAGAUGUUGCUAACAUCGCAUCUGAACCAAAUCCGUUUCAAAAUUUAUAUAACAAUCCUCUUUCCGAUAUGAAUAGUGAUCUUCGUCUAGCUGUACUUAAUAAACUUGGACCUAUCGCUAAAAAACGAGAAAAUUUAAUGCCAAAUUCAGAGUUUUACGAAUUGAUGAGAAUGGCAAAUGAUAAGCAAAGAGAGCUCUUGCUACAUGUCAUUUCAAAUCUAUUAACUCCAAACCGUAGUCCAUUUCAAAUAUUUUUUACGGGUCCAGCUGGAUGUGGUAAGACUUUCGUCAUAAAACUUAUCAUGGAAAUUUAUAAUCGAUAUAAUGAUAAUGAUGGAUGCUGUAACUCGUACAUCGCCUGUGCUUCAACAGGCAAAGCUGCUGUUGCCAUUGACGGAACUACCGUACAUACUGCCCUAAAAAUAUCUUUGUUGAAAUUACUUCCACUAAGCACUGAAGUAGCACAUCAAUAUAGAGCACUAUUCAAAUACGUCAAAGUGUUAAUCAUUGAUGAAAUAAGUAUGAUUGGUGCUGAAUUACUUCUUCAGAUUGACUCUAGAUUGAAACAGAUUACUGGAGAUUUCAAAACUAAUUUUGGUGGUUUAGAUGUUAUUUUGAUUGGAGAUCUACGCCAGUUACCACCAGUACGAGCUACUCCAAUUUACAAACAGCAGAAGCAGAAAAUUGUUGGACCUAUUUUAUGGCGUGGAUUCAAAUUUUAUGAGUUAGAUCAAGUUAUGCGGCAGGCAAAACAAGAGUUUUUUUCAAUAUUGACAAAAAUUGGGAAUGGUCAACUACUCAACGAUCGCGAAUUAAUUUUAUUGGAAUCGCGAUUUGUAACAACUCCAGAGGCCGAAGUAGAAUGUCCACAUGGAAUCAGAUUAUUUGAUACAAACGAGGCUGUCACAAGAUAUAAUAACCGAAUUUUAAGUGCUGCUCAGAAUAAAACUACUUCAAUUGCUAAAGACGUAUUUGUUGGUUGUACUUUUGCAGAACAAAUAGCUUUUGUACGUCAAAAAUUAUAUAAAAUGGCGCUCAUUGAUACUGGAGGGUUGCCUUAUGAAACCGUAUUUGUGCCGAAUGUUUUUUAUAUGAUUACAACAAACAUCGAUGUGUCAGAUGGCUUAGCAAAUGGAGCUGUUGGAAAAUUAGUUCAUCUUGAAUUUAAUGAUGAAGGAGAUGUGAAUGUUGUAUGGCUUGAUUUCCCAGACUCGCAAAAAAUUGGUCAAAAAAUAAAGAAAAAAGUCGCUGGACAUGUAGCUUCUCAUCAAAUCAGUACAACUGCUGUACCGAUAGGAAGAAGAUCUGCAACUAUUCCACUUAAUAACAACAAAACGAUAAAUGUUAAACGAUCGCAUCUACCUUUAGUUUGCGCUUGCGCAACUACGAUUCAUAAAUCUCAGGGAAGUACAUACCCUGAAAUUGUUUAUGAAUAUGAUAAAACACAUCAACUGUCAUUAGUGUAUGUUGCAUUAACGCGGGUGACUAGUCUUCAAGGUUUGUACAUUACAACAAAAGACAAUGAUAAAACUUUCUAUCAUGGCCGAAGAGCAUCCACAGCUAUAAAUAGUCUUCAAGAAGAAUUCCGUAGACUCUCGCUUAAUCGUUUACAAACUACCACCAAUGAUCUGUUAGAUUUUAUUAAUCAAAGGAGAGGGUUGGCAAUAUAUACUUUUAACUGUCAAAGUCUCCGUGCUCAUUCCAUUGAUCUCAUUGAUCCAAUUAUGCAAAAAUCGAAUGUUUUACUUUUAAAUGAAACCUGGUUAGCCAAUGAAGAGUCGAUUAGUAUACCAAAUUUCAAUUGCAUAAUACAAUAUAAGCGAUCAAAUGUUCGAGCUGGAGGAGUUGCGAUUUAUCAGAAUAUGCACGACACUACCAAUAUCAUUACUCCAAACAUUGAUAUGACUGUAAGACAAGCGGAAUUGGCAAGCUCAACAGUGACAUCAGUUGGUGAGUUUUGUGCAGCUGAAUGCAAAAUGGAAGAUGGCAACAAAAUUGUAUUGAUGGCAAUUUACAUUACUCCAAAUCAAAAAAUGGACGACAUCAUUCAUUUCCUGAAAAUAAUAUUAUGGCCAUAUACAACAGCUGGAGGAGAAUAUCUUGGUAGAGGAGAAGACAAGUUACCGAUAAUUUUAAGUGGAGACUUCAAUGUCAAUUUUUCCCGUGAAGAUGCUCGUCCAUUUUUUGAUUUCCUCCAAAAUGACUUGAAUUUAGCCAUGAAUAAUAAUCCUCUGAUUUCGACAACACGACAUGGCAUUACCAUAGAUGCUGUAUUUGUACGAUAUCUCAACGCUGUUAAUACAAAACUUUUCGUAUCAUAUUUUAAUUAUCAUAAGCUACUGAUAACUGAAGUUCCGAUUCAGACAUUACCGGAAGAUACUAUGGAAGUGGACAUCAUUUAA